GCGCUCGUUCUUCCUUCGACGACGUCCAUUCGCGCAUUUUUGCAUUCAAAGGCAGAAUCUUAACCUCCUGCUUAUAGUGCGGAAUUGACGCAGAAUGUUAACAGGAAUGGUCGGAAUUCAUUAUUGAGAAAUGUCCAAGCGUUGGAACAGCGACUAUGUGGUCACGGCGGAGCACCGCGAUUUACAGGCUAGCACCAUGGCUGUGGAUGCGACCGGCAACUUUGUUUUAUUAGCCGGACGCAGGUACUUUGCAGUGAAACGUUUGGACGAGGAUAUGAAUACAUUGAAGAAGUUCCAACGGCAAAGCAAAUAUGAAGUUGGCUCUGCAGAGUGGAAUCCAUGUGAUUUGAAUAGUCACUUGUGUGCAAUAUCUAGUAAUUCAAGAGUUGAGAUAUUAAGUUUCACCGGGGCAGGAGGAUAUGAAUUGCAAACCACACAGAGUUUAAAGGCACAUACACGUGUGAUUAGUGAUUUAAAUUGGCAUCCCAAAGAGCCAGACAUUAUAGCCUCUUGUAGUAUCGACACAUUUAUACAUAUCUGGGACAUAAGAGAUCAGAGAAAGCCGUGUCUGUCUUUGUCUGCAGUUGCGGGAUCAUCUCAAGUACGGUGGAAUGCACUAUCACCCAAUACGCUGGCUACAGCGCAUGAUGGUGACGUGAAGAUAUGGGACCAGAGAAAAGGAAAUAGUCCAGUGCAAUAUAUCACAGCUCACUUAACAAAGAUACAUGGUUUAGACUGGUGUCCCUUUCAACACAAUCAAUUGGCGACGUCAAGUCAAGAUUGCACCGUCAAGGUUUUUGAUAUCGCCAAUCCUCGUAGAGCCGAGAGUAUCCUGACAACAAAUUCUCCAGUGUGGAGAGCGAGAUAUACGCCUUUCGGAGAAGCUUUAGUGACUAUAGUAGUGCCGCAGUUACGACGAGGAGAGAACAGUUUGUUACUGUGGAACAUGUCGAAUCUCAACGCUCCGAUAUACACGUUUGCGGGGCACACGGAUGUCGUGCUCGAAUUUCAAUGGCGACAUCCCAGACUGGAAAAUAAUGACUUUGAACUUAUCACAUGGUCCAAGGAUCAAUGUCUGAGGAUAUUCAAGAUUGAUCCCUUCUUGAAAAAGCUAUGCGGCAGCGGUAUAGACGAUGGCAUAUCAGUUUAUUCUCAGUACUCUGAAGAGAAUAAUUUAAGGACUUUGCAAUCCACUCAAGAAUUGCAGCUGAACGGUUCGCAGAGUGCGCCCGAGAUCAACUACAUAACGAAGGUGGACGAGCCCGUGCCGCACUCGGAAACGAUCAACCUUCCGGACAGUUCCAAGGAAGUCUCGUCGCCCACUCAGCCAAAGAGUUUGCAGCAGGAGUUCUCCCUGAUAAAUAUGAAUAUACCAAAUAUAGAGGUGAACGCGAUGGAUGCGACAGAGAGGAGCUGUACGAUCACCGCAUGUACAAAGAACUACAAUGUGAUACUAAAGGUGAACUUUCCGGUGAAUUAUCCGUACAGCGCGCAACCGACUUUCCAGUUCUGCCCUGGAACGUCCAUCGACAAUACGACCAUGACGAAACUGCUGAAGGUCCUCACGCAGACCGCUCAACAGCGCGUCAGGAAGAAUCGGUCAUGUUUAGAGCCGUGUCUCAGGCAACUGAUAAACACUUUGGAGCAAACAUGUAAAAACGACGAGGACGAGAACGGUCGGCUGACGUAUCACAUACAAGACAACGCAAACUUCCUUAGCUCGACCAAUAUCUGCGCGAAUUAUCAGGACUCCUACAUACCGUUCCCCAGGACGUCUGGCGCCAAGUUUUGUUGCGUAGGUAUACUCGUUUGCUUCGGCCGUCCUUCGUACGCAAAGAGAUCGUCCAACAUUAUGAAAGCGGGAGGCACGACGCCCAGAGCGUUGUCCGCUCUGGGGAGCGGCAACGGCGAGCCUUUCAUGCACAUGUACCGAAACUCUUAUGUGCCGACCAACGACAACAUGUCCAUCAGCUCGUACUACUACCAAGACCGUCAGAAAGGCAUGCGACGAGGAUUGCACGGUGCGAGCAGAAUGCACGAGAGGUCCGAUUACAAGAAUUACCACCCGAUGGUCACGAUAUACGACGCCUCGUCGUUGUUCUUCGUGAACAAGGAACUUGCUGAAAAAUACAUAAUCAAUAUCACGGACAUCCCGGCCAUGUGUCAAUAUAAUGCGAACAUAGCCGCUUCGUUGGAACGGUCCGAUUUGGUACAAGCUUGGUGUCUCGCCGCUCUAGUCAUUUCGCAGCCGAUUUCGAAUAUCGGACAGAAUUCGUGCCAAGUUCCCAAUAUCGACGCUCCUUGGCCUCUGCACCCGUUCGGCCAGAACGUCAUUCAUUCAUUAAUACAGCAUUAUGCGAAUCAAUCGGACAUCCAGAUGGCCGGCAUGUUGAGCUGCGCCUUCAGCUACAGAUCUGAGAACACAGACGCCGCACAAACCCGGCUGAUCAGCAAAUCCGUGAACGUCAGUAGGCUUUCCACAGGAAAAUGGUGGUUGAAGCCUGGCGGUUCGCCCUACCACACUAUACACCUGGUGAAUUCCACGUUGGAGGGAUGGAAUUUUCAGAACCUGAAGCAGCACCGCUCCAACUCGUGGUCGGAGUCGCUGGACGAUUUGAAAGUUAUCCAGGACACGUUCGGAGAUUCGGCCAAGAACAUCAAGUUGCUCGAUGAGAAGUAUACGGCGCUGUACGACGGCUACAAGAAGGCGUACGCUGAGGUAUUGCACAGGUGGCGGCUGUUGGACGCCCGGGCGCAGGUAUUGAAGCACCUCAGCGCACCGCCCUUUGACACGCACAAGGGCGUCGAGCUGCAAUGCCAGUGUCAGAUCUGCGACAAGAUCAGUCGUGGUCCGCAAUGCGCGAACUGCAAGCGACUGAGCUUCCAAUGCGUCAUAUGUCACAUCGCGGUCAGAGGUUUGAGCAACUUCUGCAUGCUCUGCGGCCACGGUGGACACACGCAGCAUCUAGCCGCGUGGUUCAGCAGCGAGGCACUGUGUCCCACGGGUUGCGGCUGCUAUUGUCUGCAGGGGAGCUCGGUAUUAUUUAAGAUGUAAUUAGUGUAGAUGAAAUUAUUGUACAUAGUUGUGAUACACAUGCGAUCGCGUUGUGUUGCCUGUGAGAGAGAGAGAAGAGUCAAUUUCCGCAAGAAUAAAUCUCUUCUUCAUAUCGCCGA
Messenger RNA from Harpegnathos saltator (Jerdon's jumping ant), 3174 nucleotides. It is a transcript of the gene Wdr59, whose product is annotated as WD repeat domain 59. The record is from RefSeq and is a predicted model, not a curated record. Bases 131 to 3055 code for a protein of 974 amino acids. The transcript has 21 exons. Gene Ontology annotation, cellular component: Seh1-associated complex; vacuolar membrane. Gene Ontology annotation, biological process: cellular response to amino acid starvation; positive regulation of TORC1 signaling. Gene Ontology annotation, molecular function: protein binding; signaling adaptor activity. NCBI's taxonomy places the organism in Eukaryota, Metazoa, Arthropoda, Insecta, Hymenoptera, Formicidae.